CCGCGGAGCCAUGGGCCGGAGGGUGGCGGGCGCUUGGGCGCUGGGCCCGCUGCUCUGGGGCUGCGCGCUGGCGCUGCGGGGCGGGAUGCUAUACCCGCGCGAGAGCCCGUCGCGCGAGCGCAAGGACCUGGACGGGCUCUGGAGCUUCCGCGCCGACCUCUCCGACGGCCGGCGCCUGGGCUUUCAGCAGCAGUGGUACCGGCGGCCGCUGCGCGAGUCGGGGCCCACCCUGGACAUGCCAGUCCCCUCCAGCUUCAACGACGUGGGCCAAGAUGCACAGCUUCGGAGCUUUGUUGGCUGGGUGUGGUACGAACGGGAGGCAGUCCUGCCUCAGCGGUGGACCCAAGACCUGGGCACAAGAGUGGUGCUGAGGAUUGCCAGCGCCCACUACUAUGCCAUUGUGUGGGUGAACGGGGUCCAUGUGGCAGAGCAUGAGGGGGGCCACCUCCCCUUCGAGGCUGACAUCAGCAAGCUGGUGCAGAGUGGGCCCCUGUCCUCUUGCCGCAUUACCAUCGCCAUCAACAACACACUCACCCCCCACACCCUGCCGCCAGGGACCAUCCUCUACAAGACCGAUACCUCCAAGUAUCCUAAGGGCUACUUUGUCCAGGACAUAAACUUUGACUUCUUCAACUAUGCGGGACUGCAUCGGUCUGUGACUCUCUACACGACGCCUACCACCUACAUCGACGACAUCACGGUCACCACUGGAGUGGACCAAGACACUGGGCUGGUGAAUUACCAGAUCUUCACCCAGGGCAGUGAACAUGUGCAGCUGGACGUGCGUCUUCUGGAUGUAGACGGCAGAGUGGUAGCUGAUGGCGCAGGGGGCCAGGGCCAGCUGCAGGUGCCUGCAGCCCAUCUCUGGUGGCCAUACCUGAUGCAUGAGCACCCUGCCUACCUGUACUCACUGGAGGUGCGCAUGACUGCGCAGACCGAGGCCGGGCCAGUGGCCGAUUUCUACACCCUCCCCGUCGGGAUUCGCACCGUGGCAGUCACAGAGAGCCAGUUCCUCAUUAAUGGGAAACCCUUCUAUUUCCACGGGGUCAACAAACACGAGGAUUCAGACGUCCGGGGGAAGGGCUUCGACUGGGCCCUGCUGAUGAAGGACUUCAACUUGCUGCGCUGGCUGGGCGCCAACGCCUUCCGCACCAGCCACUACCCUUACGCCGAGGAGGUGAUGCAGCUCUGUGACCGCUACGGGAUCGUGGUCAUCGAUGAGUGUCCGGGCGUGGGCAUCGUGCUGCCCCAGAGCUACGGCAACGCGUCCUUGCAGCACCACCUGCAGGUGAUGGAGGAGCUGGUGCGCAGGGACAAGAACCACCCGGCCGUCGUGAUGUGGUCUGUGGCCAACGAGCCCACCUCCUCCCUGAAGCCCGCGGGCUACUACUUGAAAACAGUGAUUGCUCACACCAAAGCCUUGGAUCCUACCCGGCCUGUGACCUUCGUGACCAACUCCAACUUCGAAGGGGACCUGGGGGCGCCCUAUGUGGACGUAAUCUGUGUGAACAGCUACUACUCCUGGUAUCACGAUUAUGGGCACUUGGAGGUGAUACAGCUGCAGCUGCGCACCCAGUUUGAGGGCUGGUACAGGACCUACCACAAGCCCAUCAUUCAGAGCGAGUAUGGUGCAGAGACCAUCGCGGGGUUCCACGAGGAUCCGCCUCUUAUGUUCACUGAGGAGUACCAGAAAAGUCUGUUAGAGCAGUAUCAUUUGGUUCUGGACCAAAAACGCAAAGAAUAUGUGGUUGGAGAGCUCAUCUGGAACUUUGCCGAUUUCAUGACUAACCAGUCACCGCAGAGACCAGUGGGGAAUAGAAAGGGCAUCUUCACCCGACAGCGACAGCCCAAGAGUGCAGCCUUCCUUUUGCGGGAGAGAUACUGGAAACUUGCCAAUGAAACCAGGUACCACCCUUCGGUGGCGAAGUCACAGUGCUUGGGAAACAGCCCAUUCACUUUGUAAAGCCAGAGAGCUACCUCCAGGACACCCACCACUGUGCACCUGAGGAAGGGCGACUUCCACACCCACAGAACAAGUGCCUCUUGCCGUGUUGAUGGCACCAGUUUCUGGUUUGGACUCUGGCGACCUGCUAGAAGGGGAUGAUGUCAGAGACAAAAUAAAGCUUUUCUAGAGUGGGAAGAGUCUGCAUCAGUGGCCCCUCACACAAGGGUCUGUCCUGCAAAGAUAGGUGGUGUCCUGCGUGUCAGUUCUUCCUUGGCCUUCGCUGCGCAGGACAGGUAGAGAACCAUGGCUUCAACACCCACGUCACAGACGGAGUCCCCAUCACAGGGCUGCCUGUGCUCGUGGGCCCAACAGCCCAGGGGAGUAGACCCCCACGAGAGGAGGCCCACGGGCACUGGCGGGCGUACAGAGGCACUGCGCUGGCAUCGACACACCCACAUGCCACUUCCAGUCGCCUGGCAAAUGAGCAUCAGAGAGGCUUACGUGUGGACACGUGUUGCUAGUGCUUGUUCCAGCCUUGGCCAGCCCAGUCCAACAGACAGGCUCCCUCACAGCCAGUGCCACUGUCUGCAGUGACACCUCUGGGCCAGCUGUGUCUGUAAAUGGCACUCCAGGCGGACUCCUCCACCUGCCUUCUGCAGAACAGAGGCCUUCCUCAGGGAAUUUCCCAUCCUCCCCUUACAAGGGUCCAGUGAGGCAAAUAAAGUGCGUUAUACCUGA
This is a messenger RNA of Marmota flaviventris (yellow-bellied marmot), 2683 nucleotides long. It is a transcript of the gene Gusb, whose product is annotated as glucuronidase beta. NCBI's taxonomy places the organism in Eukaryota, Metazoa, Chordata, Mammalia, Rodentia, Sciuridae. Gene Ontology annotation, biological process: carbohydrate metabolic process. The record is from RefSeq and is a predicted model, not a curated record. Gene Ontology annotation, molecular function: beta-glucuronidase activity; signaling receptor binding; carbohydrate binding.